Molecule: messenger RNA, 1017 nt
Organism: Pollicipes pollicipes
Lineage: Eukaryota; Metazoa; Arthropoda; Thecostraca; Pollicipedomorpha; Pollicipedidae
Product: JNK-interacting protein 3-like
Exons: 8
Coding region: 1-1017 (338 amino acids)
Biological process (GO): vesicle-mediated transport
Cellular component (GO): cytoplasm
Molecular function (GO): JUN kinase binding; MAP kinase scaffold activity; signaling receptor complex adaptor activity
Source: RefSeq, a predicted model, not a curated record
AUGGAGCAAGAAACAGUUUACGAUUCGAAUGACGACUCACACGUCGUGAUGUGUGAAAAGGUUCAAUCUCUAGCAGGGAGUGUCUACCAGGAACUAGAACGCAUGAUCGCAAAAUAUGAUGAAGAUGUAGUGAAAAAUCUCAUGCCACUGGUCGUGAACAUUUUGGAGAGCUUAGAUUUCUCCUGCACUGAAAAUCAAGAGCAUGAGGUUGAGUUAGAGCUUCUGCGUGAAGAUAAUGAACAGCUAGUAACACAGUAUGAGCGAGAAAAACAGCUGCGCAGGGCAUCAGAACAGAAACUUUUUGAGCUUGAAGACCACAAUGAAGAACAACUCAAGAAUUCCAUGUCCAAAAUUGAGAGCCUGGAAUCCAUUGUCAGGAUGUUUGAACUCAAGACCAGAAAUGCCUCUGACCAUGUGUCGCGGCUGGAGGAGAAGGAGGACACGAUGCGGAAGGAGUACGCCAAACUGCACGACCGCUACACGGAGCUGUUCAAGACGCACAUGGACUACAUGGAGCGCACCAAGAUCUUGAUGGGUACCGACCGGCUGGACCAGAUGAGCCUGAUGCGCACCAAGCUGCCGCUGGCGGGCGGGCAGAACUCCGCCAUGGCCAGGUCCGCCGGGCCGCUGUCCUUCGCGCUGCAGUCGCUGGACUCGCGGCCGGCCGCCGCCUCCGUGACGAACCAGGCCACAGACGGUGGCGCCCCUGGCGGCCAGAACGACAACCACGGGCCGGGCAGCCUGCAGGCUGAGCUCGAGGACGCCGAGACGGCCACGGACCGACAGCAUACGGCGGAAAAAGCGGCCAGCGUCUGGGACCGGGAGAUGUCGAUGGAUGACGUCACCGAGCACCGGUCCGCGAACAACCUGUACCAAGAGCUCAGCUUCCAGGACGCCGUGCUGGAGGCGGACGACGGCGCUGACAUCACAGGAGGAUGGGUCCACCCCGGCGAGUACGCGUCGUCAGGUGUGUCCCGUGGGAGAGGCACGCGGCUGCAUGCUAGCGUGCCGAUGUAG